Molecule: messenger RNA, 537 nt
Organism: Racocetra fulgida
Lineage: Eukaryota; Fungi; Glomeromycota; Glomeromycetes; Diversisporales; Gigasporaceae
Source: the annotation of a GenBank genome assembly
AUGUCUAUAGUGACUAUCUUUGUACAGAGUGAGAAUACGUCUUCAGAAAGACGUUUUGAUAAAGGUAUCAGCAUUGGUAAUUUGAAAGCAAAACUCGAACCUAUCACUGGAAUACCGGCUGAAUCACAGUUAUUACAAUUAUAUAAUGGUGAUACUCUGGUCACCUCUGUCGAAGAUUCGGUCCUUUCUUUUAAACAACGUAAUAAACUUGGCCGGUUCUCUGACACUAAUUCUACAACCUCUGAUUCAUAUACUUUUGAAGAGGAGGCCAAAAAUAUUAAAGUUGGAGAUCGUUGUGAAGUGGAUUUUGGUGAUGCUGAGGGAUUAAAGCGCCGAGGAACUGUCAAAUAUGUUGGUGAAACCAAAUUUAAGCCGGGUUAUUGGGUUGGCGUACAGUAUGAUGAGCCAGUCGGAAAACACGAUGGCGUUGUUCAAGGUGAACGAUAUUUUUCUUGUCCUGAUAAGUAUGGUGCAUUUGUUAGGCCAAAUAAAGUAAAAGUAGGUGAUUACCCAGAGGAAGAAUUCGAAGAAAUGUAA